GGCGCCGCGGCGCGGGCCGGGAUGGAGUGAGGGGCGAGCGGCGGACAGAGCGCGGCCCUGCGGCCCCCGCCCGUGUCUCGCUCCGUCCCGGGUCUAUGCGGCCCCCCGGAGACCAUGGGAUCCAGGAUCAAACAAAAUCCAGAAACUACCUUUGAGGUGUAUGCAGAAGUGACCCACUCAGGAAUCAGUUGCAUUGGGAAAGAUCCUGAGGUGCGGAGGCAAUUCCCAGAGGGCUACAGUGACCAGGAAGUUCUACAGACUCUGACCAAGUUUUGUUUCCCCUUCUAUGUGGACAGCCAUGCCAUUAACCAAGUUGGGCAGAACUUCACAUUUGUGCUCACAGACAUUGACAGCAAGCAGAGGUUUGGGUUCUGUCGCUUAUCUUCAGGGGCCAAGAGCUGCUUCUGUAUCUUAAGUUAUCUUCCAUGGUUUGAAGUCUUUUAUAAACUGCUCAAUGUCUUGGCAGAUUAUUCAGCAAAAGGACAGGAUAGUCAGAGGAGUGAGCUCCUAGAAACAUUUCAUAAACUUACCAUCCCUGAGCCAGGAACCUCUGUUCAUCUUGGAGUGCACUCUUACUUUACUGUGCCUGACACCAGAGAGCUUCCCAGUAUACCUGAAAAUAGAAAUCUGACAGAGUAUUUUGUAGCAGUUGAUGUCAACAACAUGCUGCACCUCUACGCCAGUAUGCUGUACGAGCGCCGCAUCCUCAUUUGCUGUAGUAAGCUGAGCACUUUAACUGCCUGUAUCCAUGGGUCUGCAGCCAUGCUCUACCCGAUGUUCUGGCAGCACGUUUACAUUCCUGUCCUGCCCCCACAUCUCCUGGACUACUGCUGUGCCCCCAUGCCCUACCUCAUUGGAAUACACUUAAGUCUCAUGGAGAAAGUAAGAAGCAUGGCCCUGGAAGAUGUGGUGAUCCUUAACGUAGACACCAACACACUGGAGACCCCUUUUGAUGACCUUCAGAGCCUCCCCAAUGAUGUGGUUUCUGCACUGAAGAACAGAUUGAAGAAAGUCUCUACAACCACUGGAGAUGGUGUUGCAAGAGCGUUUCUAAAAGCACAAGCAGCUUUCUUUGGGAGCUACAGAAACGCCCUGAAAAUUGAACCUGGUGAGCCCAUCACUUUCUGUGAGGAAGCGUUCGUGUCGCACCGCUCGUCUGUGAUGAGGCAGUUCCUGCAGAACGCCAUCCAGCUCCAGCUCUUCAAGCAGUUCAUUGAUGGGCGUCUGGAUCUGCUGAACUCUGGGGAGGGCUUCAGUGACGUGUUUGAAGAGGAGAUAAAUAUGGGAGAAUAUGCAGGUAGCGACAAACUGUACCACCAGUGGCUGUCCACAGUGAGGAAAGGAAGUGGAGCCAUUUUAAACACAGUAAAGACCAAGGCUAACCCUGCCAUGAAGACUGUCUAUAAGUUUGCAAAAGAUCAUGCAAAAAUGGGAAUAAAAGAAGUGAAAAACCGCUUGAAGCAAAAGGACAUUGCUGAGAACGGCUGCUCAGCAGCGCCGGAGGAGCCCCUGCCAAGGACAGCACCAUCACCACUGGCUGAGAAGAAGGACCCGAAAUUAAGAGAGGACAGAAGACCAAUCACAGUACAUUUUGGUCAGGUUCGCCCCCCAAGACCUCAUGUGGUUAAGAGGCCCAAGAGCAACACUGGUGUGGAGGGCAGGAGGACCUCAGUUCCCAGCCCAGAACACCUCGUAAAGCCCAUGCGACACUAUACAGUCUUCCUCUCUGAGGACUCCUCUGAUGAUGAAUUUCAGCAGGAAGAGGAUUCUGUCUCUGGCUUCUCUGAAAACUUUUUCUUCUCUGCUCCUUUCGAAUGGCCUCAGCCGUACCGGGCCCUGAAGGAGUCAGACAGUGCCGAUGGAGAGGACGUGGGCAGCCCGGAGAAAGCCAGAGAGCCGCUGCCCCCGAGCCCUCUGCUCUCCAGCAAGGCCUCAGAAGUCAACCUCCUGGAAGACCUCUUCCCCAGCUUGGAAGUAGAAGCCCAGCCCCAGCCCCUGAGCCAGGCCAAGAGCCUGGAGGACCUGCGGACACCCAAGGAGGAGGCAGAGCAGCGUUGCUCCUUUGAAUACCAGAGAAUGGAUCUUGGUGUGUCUGAGAGGAACAGGAUUGUGCCAAGCAUGAAGCUGUCCCACCCUUACAACAAGCUGUGGAGCAUGGGCCAUGAUGAUAUGGCUAUUCCCACCAAAUAUUCCCAAAGCUCGCCUGAAAGACCCUUGGCUGCCCUGGCUAACAUGCCCCCCAUCACCAGGAGACCCCAGAGCAGAGACAGUGGUCUGGCUCCUGCAGAAAAGGAUGAAUCCAAUCCUGCCAUUCAAGGGAACAUCACCAUUCCUAGGCCACAGGGAAGAAAGACUCCAGAACUGGGGAUUGUGCCACCACCACCAGCACCCAGGGCUUCCAAGCACCAGGCUCCAGCGGGGUCAGCGGAAAUCCUCACUCCUCAUGGGCGCAGCCACUUGGUUUCAGAUCUUAUCCCAGAGCCCUUUGGGGCUGGGAGUGUGUCCUUAGACCCCGAAGUGCAGCAGUCUGUAAAUCCCUCCUCUCGCCCAUCCCAGCUGCUGUGCAGUGCUGCCAGCACUGCUGAGAUGCUGCAGCCCGUGCGGGUGAAGACAGAAUGUGCAGGGAGUGAGAGCGAGCUCCUGCUGAGCCUGCUGGACCCACUGAGAACCACAGGCUGGCCAGGCUCAGCUCUGCCAGGCUCAGCUCUGCCAGGCUCAGUCCCACCAGGCUCGGUGCCAGGCUCGGCCCUGCCAGGCUCAGUCCCACCAGGCUCGGCCCCCGUGCCCGCCUUCAGCACCCUGCCAAGUGACUUUGUGCCUCUUCCAGCUGCACCAUUUGCCCAGCCCCUUGGCUAUCCUGCCCCAGCUCCACCACCUUUUCUACAGCCCUCCCCAAAUCCGUUCACCCAGACACUGCCAGGAGCCCUUCCAGUGUCCCUGGUCAGGGCCCCGAGGGGCUCCUUCACCCCCUCUUUAGGUCACGCAUACAGCUCCAGCUUCCUAAGCCCCACGGCCAGCUUCUACCCACCACAGAGACCUCAGCCCCACAUGGCCACACUGUCCAUGCCAAACCUGUUCAGCCAGGCUCCAGCUGUGCCAGCAGCUGGCUCCUUGCUCCUGCAGAGCCACAGCCCUUCUCCCACCAGCUCCCUCCAGCCAGCGUGUCUGGAUGGUCCCUCCAAACCCCAAACGUUACAGGUGGGCCAGCCCAGCACAAAGGUAGAUCCCAAACAAGCCCUGGCUCUUCUGGCUGGUGAACCCCCUCUGGUCCCCACCAGGCCAGCCAAGGGUUUGGAGUCGGUGUUACUGUCCUCAAAAUCUGAGGAGACAAAAGAUCCAUUUGAAGAUCUGUUAAAAAAGACCAAGCAGGACAUGUCACCCACACCAGGUAAGGUGGAGCAGCUCAGAAAGCGAUGGGAAACCUUUGAGUGAUGCGCCCCAUGGCCUUGGUGUCCUUUUGGAAGUGACAGAGGAAUUUUUUGGUUUUUUUGAGCCAGCAUAAACCAAGCAUUUCUUUUAAGGAAGGCUGAGCCAGGAGCGCUGCAGGACCAUCGCUGAGCUGCAACUCAACACGAGAGCUUUUUGCCCACAGAUCAGAGCCCGCUUGUCCCAGUCCCUGGCACUGCUCCCUCACUCCCUGCCACUGAACCCUGGGAUUCCUGCACUGACCAAAGCAUGAGGACAGGUGGGUUGCGUUGGGAUUUCCACACACAGCUUUUUAGGCAGCACUACUGAUGCACAAGUUACUCCUUCCCUGUAUUUUCAGUCCUUGGCACACCUGGAGCAUGCCACAGAGCACUCUGAUGGGGUUCAUUCCUGCCUCUGGGAAUGGGCAUCAGUUUUUCUGGCAUUACACACAGGUACAAGGGCAGCAAACCAGCCCACGAGUCACUGAACUGAUCCAUGGGCUCUGUGCUCACUGCACCCCAGCCACUCCUGGAGCUGUCAGAGGGACUUUGGUGGCACCUUUGACUCCCCCCUACUCCCCCCAACACCCACAGCCAGGGCAGAGUUGUCACAGGCCUGGAAACCACAGCACAGAGCAGCUGCUCAGGGAUUGGUCCUGCAUCUCUGUUGGGAAACUGGAAACACCAGCAAUUGUUUUCAUUUUUUUUCAUUUGUUUUUGUUAAAUACAUCAGAAAAUAGAGGCCAUAAAGAGUAUCCUAGUUCUUAUAUAUGUGUAUCUUAAUAUUAUCUAUCAAUAUUAUAAAUUGCAGUAUAUGAAUGGAAUGUAACAAUAUCUUGAUUAUUACAAAGAAAAGAGAAAAAACUGUGGGGUAUCAAGAUUCCCAGCUCCUGGGUGCAGGUGAAGGCCGGUGUGCUGAGGGGCUGAGGGCAGGGAUCCAGGAGGGGGGAUCUGGGCUCCAGAGCCUCGGGCUGGCCCCACGAGGCGCCGAGCACAGGGGAUGCUCAGCUGGGUGUUCUGAGCCCCCUCUGUGUUCUCCAGACAUUUCACACGAGCCUCAGCAUCCCCCAGGAAAGCUGCUGGCUCUGAUCAUUUCUGUUUCAGUUCAGUGGUGCUUCUUUGGUUCGUUUUUGUAUCUGGGCACACUCUGGUAUCAAACCUGUCACUCUCGCAGACGGAAUCGCAUCACCAUUGAGCCUUUGCUAAAGGAAAUCAUCUUGGACACAUGGGAAAAUUCGUGUAAAGCUUUAUUUGAUUUCCAAUGUAUCUAUUUUAUUCAUGUUAUCUUGGAAGUUUUCUCACUCUGGGGAAUGGGAAUGGCUGUCUCUGUGUUCGAGUCUGGGCAGUACAAAAGAAAAAUAAUAUCUGAAAUGCUGCCGGUUUUGGGAAGACCACAGUAUUCCAGGAAUAUUCUGUUUCUGUACAGUGCUGUUCCUUUGACAGGCCAUUCACUUGGAUUUGUACUUUCUUUUUGUGUUGAGAGACAGAUGGGUUUAGUAUUGAAUAGUAAAAUAUUUAAAGUCUUAAGAUACCAGUUCCAUUUUAUUUGCUACAGUUCAGAAUAAGAAUGUUAUAGACAAUUGAGUCUGGCAUUUCAGAGCUCCUUUGCUAUGAGCUGGAUGAUAAAACUUUCUGGAUUUUGGUGGAUGUGAAUGGGCCCUGGACAAUCCUGCCUAGCAGGGCUAGGGCAAGCAGGGCUCCACAGGCCCUGUUUAAGCUCAGUAAUGUCACACAGAUCAGACAGUGAGGAGCCCAUCACAGACACUCUGAACUCAGGAAAUUGUGUCCUGCUGCAGUUCAUUUCCACCUCUGGUUACCUUUCCAUAUUAUGGAUCAUUUGCUGAGUCAGUUUUGGGGCACUGAAGAGUAUUAACGUGCAUUUAUUCACCCUCCACUUUAUUUAUUAUAGUGCUACUUUAUUUGUAUAUUAUUGCUACUUUAUUUAGUGCCUCUGAGAUCCAGGAGGACAAAGAAUUUGACUUUCCUCGCUUCUCGAGCAGGGUUUGCAAGCAGGAGACUUUUUUUAGGGGUUUCUUGUAACAUAGGAAUGGAGUUAUCCCUAGGGCAGCAUUUAGGGAUUUUUCAUCUUAUUUAAACUCAGGAAUGCCUAACUGAACCAGCUCUGGUUCAGCACUAGAAGGAAUUUGGAUGUUUUUAUUAAUCCAGUAUAAAAAGUGUUCCUGCUCUUACUCAUCAGUGACUUUAUACUUGACUUUGUCCAGGUUCCUGUGUUCACCCUGUGUUUGGUACUGCUUUGCUUAUUUACAGCUGCCAUAAGAAAUGAGUUUAUUUAAAAACAAACAAACAAGUAAAACCUCUUCAAAGUCUGUGGUGCAUCUGCUGCUGCACCGGAGGUGAAACCAGUUCUGUAUCUUGCUCACUCUGGGCAGAGGCUUCCAGCUCACUGCACAUGGAUGGGGCAGUCACUGGACACGGAGUCCCUUUUUCCCACAUUCCAGUCUCUUUAUUGCCCAUAAAGUCAGGACUGAUGGUAAAAUGCAGCCCAGUGAGGUGAACAGAGAGCAGAGGUUUCCCCAGCUCCCUCCCUUGCUGUUCAGCAGCUCUGUCCUGCUCUGGGCCAUGACAGAUCAUCACAAAAUGAAUCCUUUUACUGUGAAGAGCCAUGGAGGUCUGCAGCUGUGCAGGGCGUGUGGCACAGACCAUGAUCAGCCAUCCAGACAGCAAGGUGUUCUUCAGGGAAAAACAGGCACAAGUCAGGAACCAGGUCUGUUUUUAACCAAAUUUUAUUGUAAAUUUCUUUUGAACGAUAUUCUAAUGAUUUACAAAUUAUAAA
Molecule: messenger RNA, 6201 nt
Organism: Cinclus cinclus
Lineage: Eukaryota; Metazoa; Chordata; Aves; Passeriformes; Cinclidae
Gene: DENND1A
Product: DENN domain containing 1A
Exons: 23
Coding region: 115-3432 (1105 amino acids)
Biological process (GO): endocytosis; endocytic recycling
Cellular component (GO): clathrin-coated vesicle; cytosol
Molecular function (GO): guanyl-nucleotide exchange factor activity; phosphatidylinositol phosphate binding
Source: RefSeq, a predicted model, not a curated record